CGGGGAAGAGAAGACGAAGAGAAAUGGCUCCGAAGAAGAAACUUCAGAAGAAGAAACAAAGCAACAACGAAGUUACUUCUUCUUCAAUACCUAAUUCAGGCCACAAGAAACCAUCUAAAUCCCCAAAGCUUCUAAUUUCGCCGGAAAACGAAGACCGUUUGCGACGGCUCUUGCUCAACUUUCGCCGGACUCCUUCUCCGGUCACGGCGUCUCUCUCUGUGACUCAGAAGAGAAAGAAACUUAAUAGUCUCUACGAGAAUCUCUCUUGCGAAGGGUUUUUAGAUGAUCAGAUUGAACUCGCUCUCUCCUCUCUUAGGGAUGGAGCAACGCUUGAGACUUCACUAGAUUGGCUCUGCUUGAACUUGCCGAGUCACGAAUUGCCAGUGAACUAUUCUAACAGAGCUUCUCGCGUUCCCACCACAGGACGUUCUGUGGCGGUGAUAUCGAAAUCAAGGAAAGAUUUGAAUGUGUCUGCUGAAUCUGCUGAAUCAUCAGUCCAGGUUAAGGAAGAGACUGAAUCUGAAGUUUUAGUUAGAGUGAAGAGCAAGCGAGAUGAAGAAGAAGAUAGUCUUAGUUCUUGUCAAUCAUCUCAAGCUGAUUGGAUCCGUCAGUAUAUGAAAAGACUGGAAGAGGAAGAAUUGGAAUCUUCGGACGAUGAAGGAGAUAAGGUAUCUGGUCCAAGGCCUUUUGAAGUGAUUACCAAAGAUUAUUGUUUAGAAAGAUCUAAUGCUAUAAAAGCAAAGAGGAAGGGUGAUAAAAGUGGGCAGAGGCAAGCAGGCCUAGCCAUUUGCAAGCUCAAGCAAGAGAUGAAUGCUCUUGGGCCAUCAGAAGCAAUAUUGGAAUCUGAGUUUCAGCGUGAACGUCAAGAUUGUGAAGGCGCUAAAGAAAAAGAAGUUACUUUCCCCAUGCCUGGUGACGUUCAUGAGUCAGUAAAUGCUGAUGCUUUCUUUUUUCAGCUGUUUGAUGACUUGACCUUGGAUGCAAUUCCGGUUGGGAGCUGUAAAUCUGAGGAAACUCAACCUAAAGCUCUUUCCUUAAGUUCUUCGGGACAAGAAUCAGUUGUGUCUAAUGAUACUUUAGAUGACUUGGACCUUGGCGAUUUGUUCGUAGAAGAUGUUCCGCCUUAUGUACCUUCUCCCCAUGAACUCCUGGAAUUACAGAAGAAGGAAAUUAUGAGAGAACUAUGCAAUGAGAAAAAUCUUACUAAACUAAAGGGUAUCUGGAAGAAGGGUGAAGCGCAAAAGAUCCCGAAGGCAUUACUUCAUCAGCUGUGUCAAAGGUCAGGGUGGGUAGCACCAAAGUUCAAUAAAGUAACUGGGGAAGGAAGCAACUUCUCAUAUACCAUAAGUGUUAUGCGUAAAUCCAGUGGAUUUGGUAAAAGCAGACAAGCCGGGGGUCUGGUAACUAUUCAACUUCCUCAUCAAGUUGAGGAUUUUAAAUCCAUCCAGGAUGCACAAAACAGAGUUGCGGCAUUUGCUCUCCAUAAGCUAUUUUCUGAUUUGCCUGUUCACUUUGCAAUUACUGAACCUUAUGCCUCUCUAGUUUUGGUCUGGAAACAAGAAGAAUCGUUGGGAAUAGAAAGCAAAGAAGAAGAACGGAGAGCAAAAUUUGUUGACAGCUUGCUUGAGGCAGACAAUUUCAGCUUGACCACUUCUUCGCGUGGCAUACAAGAUGCACUUCCAAUGGUAGACUCCUGUGUCAAAGAGAAUGAUGACUUGGAUGUUGUCAAAUCUAACCAUAGAGCUAAAAGAAACUCUUCCGUGGAAGCUGAGUGUUCUUCUCUCAAACAAAAACAAGAAAACAAGAAGAAGGUGCAGAAGUACAAGGAUAUGUUGAAAACUAGAGCUGCUCUUCCUAUAUCAGAAGUGAAGAAUGAUAUACUGCAGAAUCUGAAAGAAAAAGAUGUCUUGGUGGUAUGCGGCGAAACAGGCUCUGGAAAGACUACACAGGUUCCUCAAUUCAUACUGGAUGAUAUGAUCGAUUCGGGGCAUGGUGGAUACUGUAAUAUUAUAUGCACACAACCUCGGGUGUUAGCUGCUAUCUCUGUUGCUCAAAGAGUUGCUGAAGAGCGCUGUGAACCUCCUCCAGGCUUCGAUGGCUCCGUGGUUGCUUAUCAAGUUCGUCAUCAAAAUGCAAGGAGUGACAAGACAAGGCUGCUGUUUUGUACUACCGGAAUUCUACUGAGAAAACUUGUGGGGGAUAAGACCUUGAAAGAUGUUACACAUAUUAUAGUCGAUGAAGUGCAUGAGCGGUCUCUUAUGGGUGAUUUUCUUCUCAUUAUUUUGAAGAGCCUGAUUGAGAAGCAAUCCUGGGAUAAUGCAUUACCUAAACUGAAAGUUAUCCUUAUGUCCGCUACUGUUGAUGCACAUCAGUUCUCAAGAUAUUUUGGUCAAUGUCCUAUAAUUACUGCUCAAGGACGAACUCACCCGGUUACUACUUACUUUCUGGAGGACAUUUAUGAAAGGACUAAGUACCUUCUGGCUUCAGAUUCACCUGCUGCUCUAAGUUCUGAUGCAUCCAUUUCAGACGAGGACAUUGACCAAUAUCUGCAGCUUGGUUCUGUAAACGUCCGUAGGGGGAAAAAGAAUCUUAUGUUGGCUGGCUGGGGAGACAGUUAUUUGGUUUCAGAGGACGGUCUUAACUCGUCUUACGAUUCUAGUAAUUACGAAUCUUACAGUGACCAUACACGAAAAAAUCUGAAAAGGUUAAAUGAGGAUAUUAUUGACUAUGAGCUUCUUGAAGAGUUGAUAUGCCACAUUGAUGACACUUGUGAGGAAGGAGCCAUUCUUGUGUUUUUGCCUGGAAUGUCAGAAAUCAACAUGCUACUCAAUAGGUUAGCUGCUUCCUAUCGUUUUCGUGGACCUUCGGGAGAUUGGCUUCUUCCUCUACAUUCUUCUAUUGCAUCUACAGAACAGAGAAAAGUGUUUCUGCGCCCCCCUAAAGGCAUAAGGAAGGUUAUCAUAGCUACAAAUAUUGCCGAGACCAGUAUAACAAUUGAUGAUGUGGUUUAUGUGAUUGACAGUGGAAAACACAAGGAAAAUCGCUAUAAUCCUCAGAAGAAAUUGUCAAGCAUGGUGGAAGAUUGGAUAUCGAAAGCAAAUGCAAGACAAAGAAUGGGAAGAGCUGGACGUGUCAAACCUGGACAUUGCUUUUCAUUGUACACACGUCAUAGGUUCGAGAAGCUCAUGCGUCCCUAUCAGGUUCCUGAGAUGCUGCGGGCUCUGGAACCUCCAAGUGAAAGUGCUAUAAACUCUGCAAUUUUAUUGUUGCAAAAGGUUGGUGCUCUUGAAGGGGACGAAGAGUUGACACCACUAGGACAUCAUUUAGCAAAACUUCCUGUUGAUUUGUUGAUUGGAAAGAUGCUGUUAUAUGGUGGCAUUUUUGGUUGCUUAUCACCUAUUCUCUCGAUUGCUGCUUUCUUGAGCUGCAAAUCGCCAUUCAUAUAUUCCAAAGAUGAGCAAAAUAUCGACCGGGUGAAACUUGCUCUUUUGUCUGAUAAGCUGGAGAGUUCAAGUAAUUUAAACAUCAAUGACAGACAAUCUGAUCACCUCCUUGUGGUGGUUGCAUAUGAGAAAUGGGUGAAGAUACUGCAUGAGCAAGGAUUUAAAGCUGCAGAGAGGUUCUGUGAAUCAAAGUUUUUGAACAGCUCAGUGAUGCGGACGAUAAGAGACAGGAGAGUAGAGUUUGGCUUUUUGCUUGCCGACAUCGGGCUCAUCAAUCUUCCUAAAGGCGAGGGGAGAAGGAAAGAGAAUCUUGAUGUUUGGUUUUCUGACAAAACUCAAUCUUUCAAUAUGUAUUCACAAGAACCUGAAGUUGUUAAGGCCAUAUUAUGCGCGGGACUAUGUCCUAAUAUUGCAGAGGGAUUAGUUAACCGUUUAACAAAGCCAGCAAAAGAAACAGAAUGUUAUGCAGUAUGGCAUGAUGGCAAAAGAGAAGUCCAUAUCGAUCGAACCUCUAUAAACAAAAACAGCAAAGCGUUUCAAUACCCUCUCAUUGUGUUCCUUGAAAAGAGUGGAUCAGUCACCAUUGAUGGGUGGUUAAAGCUAACAGCACCAGCUCAAACCGCGGUUUUGUUCAAAGAGCUACGACUAACCCUCCAUUCCAUUCUCAAAGAUCUUAUCCGAAAACCCGAGAAAUCAGGUAUUGUCCAUAACGAAGUCGUCAAAACUAUGGUCCAUCUUCUUAUAGAAGAAGGCAGACCGCAACACACAUGAACUUAAUAUUGUUCCACGAAAUGAAGAUCGAAUUGUGUG
Molecule: messenger RNA, 4253 nt
Organism: Arabidopsis arenosa
Lineage: Eukaryota; Viridiplantae; Streptophyta; Magnoliopsida; Brassicales; Brassicaceae
Source: the annotation of a GenBank genome assembly